This is a messenger RNA of Xyrauchen texanus (razorback sucker), 6379 nucleotides long. RefSeq names its product clathrin heavy chain 1-like. Lineage: Eukaryota; Metazoa; Chordata; Actinopteri; Cypriniformes; Catostomidae. Gene Ontology annotation, molecular function: clathrin light chain binding; structural molecule activity. Bases 243 to 5285 code for a protein of 1680 amino acids. Gene Ontology annotation, cellular component: clathrin coat of coated pit; spindle; extracellular exosome. Gene Ontology annotation, biological process: intracellular protein transport; mitotic cell cycle; receptor-mediated endocytosis. The record is from RefSeq and is a predicted model, not a curated record. The transcript is spliced from 32 exons.
CACCGGACUGGUUCCGCCGCCAUUGCAGGUUGAAAGCGUUCCUCGCAGCGGCGAUUGACAUUCUGGAGUUGAAGCACCUCAUUUACAUUCAACGGGCGAUUAGAGUAACCCAACACAUUCCCGGCUCAUCUUGCCCUCCCAAAAAACAAACAAAAGAGCACCUCCAUUCAUCCCCGGAUCUGGAGUAGUUUAGAUUAGGUAGAAAUAAUAGAAGGAAUUAGAGAGGAACCACCACCAUCAUCAUGGCUCAAAUCCUGCCCAUCAGAUUCCAGGAGCACCUGCAGCUCCAAAAUUUGGGGAUCAACCCAGCCAACAUCGGGUUCAGCACCCUGACGAUGGAGUCAGAUAAGUUCAUCUGUGUCCGGGAAAAGGUUGGAGAACAGGCGCAGGUGGUGAUCAUUGACAUGGCGGACCCAAACACCCCCAUUCGCAGGCCCAUCUCUGCAGACAGCGCCAUCAUGAACCCUGCAAGCAAAGUCAUAGCACUUAAAGCUGCCAAAACCCUUCAGAUCUUUAACAUUGAGAUGAAGAGUAAGAUGAAAGCACACACCAUGACCGAUGAUGUCACUUUCUGGAAGUGGAUCUCUCUUAACACGGUUGCCCUGGUGACCGAUAACGCAGUCUAUCAUUGGAGCAUGGAGGGAGACUCUCAGCCGGUCAAAGUGUUCGACAGACAUUCCAGUCUGGCAGGCUGUCAAAUCAUCAACUACCGCACCGAUGCCAAACAGAAGUGGCUGCUGCUCAUUGGCAUUUCUGCUCAGCAAAACAGAGUUGUUGGUGCCAUGCAGCUGUACUCGGUUGACAGGAAGGUGUCACAGCCUAUUGAGGGUCAUGCCGCUGGCUUUGCCCAGUUCAAAAUGGAGGGAAACACCGAAGAAUCCACUCUUUUCUGUUUUGCUGUGCGAGGUCAGGCAGGAGGAAAGCUUCACAUCAUUGAAGUUGGGACACCACCAUCCGGCAACCAACCAUUCCCAAAGAAAGCUGUGGAUGUGUUCUUCCCUCCCGAAGCACAGAAUGACUUCCCAGUGGCCAUGCAGAUCAGCUCCAAACAGGACGUUGUCUUUCUAAUCACCAAAUAUGGUUACAUUCAUCUGUAUGACCUGGAGACGGGCACCUGCAUCUACAUGAACCGAAUCAGUGGUGAAACCAUUUUUGUGACUGCACCUCAUGAAGCUACAGCAGGAAUCAUUGGCGUCAACAGAAAAGGACAGGUAUUGUCCGUGUGUGUCGAGGAGGAAAACAUCAUCCCAUAUAUUACUAAUGUGCUGCAGAAUCCAGACCUGGCAUUACGAAUGGCGGUCCGAAAUAAUCUAGCAGGCGCCGAGGAGUUGUUCGCGCGCAAAUUCAACAACCUCUUCGCUGCAGGAAACUACUCAGAGGCAGCUAAAGUGGCCGCUAAUGCACCAAAGGGUAUUUUGCGCACUCCUGACACCAUCCGCCGCUUCCAGAGCGUCCCGGCCCAGCCCGGCCAGACAUCCCCGCUACUGCAGUAUUUCGGGAUCCUGUUGGACCAGGGCCAGCUCAACAAGUAUGAGUCUCUGGAGCUAUGCAGACCCGUCCUCCAGCAGGGCCGCAAACAACUGCUCGAGAAAUGGCUGAAGGAAGAUAAGCUUGAAUGCUCAGAGGAGUUGGGAGACCUGGUAAAGUCUGUGGACCCCACUCUUGCACUCAGUGUCUAUUUGAGGGCCAAUGUUCCCAACAAAGUCAUUCAGUGCUUUGCAGAAACCGGCCAGUUCCCCAAGAUCGUCCUGUAUGCCAAAAAGGUGGGUUACACUCCAGACUGGAUCUUCCUGCUUAGGAACGUGAUGCGGAUCAGUCCGGAUCAGGGUCUACAGUUCGCUCAGAUGCUGGUUCAGGACGAGGAGCCGCUGGCUGACAUCACACAGAUUGUUGAUGUGUUUAUGGAAUAUAACCUGGUCCAGCAGUGCACUUCUUUCCUUUUGGAUGCUCUGAAAAACAACCGCCCAUCAGAAGGGCCGUUGCAGACCCGUCUGCUGGAGAUGAAUCUAAUGCAUGCACCACAGGUUGCUGAUGCCAUCCUUGGAAACCAGAUGUUCACUAACUAUGAUCGCCCCCACAUCGCCCAGCUGUGUGAGAAAGCAGGGCUUCUGCAGAGAGCUUUGGAACACUAUACCGACCUGUACGACAUCAAGCGAUCUGUCGUUCACACGCACCUGCUCAACCCAGAGUGGCUGGUGAACUACUUUGGCUCUCUGUCAGUGGAGGACUCUCUGGAGUGUUUGAGAGCCAUGCUGUCUGCUAAUAUCAGGCAGAACCUUCAGAUCUGCGUCCAGGUGGCGUCCAAGUAUCACGAGCAGCUGUCUACCCAGUCCCUCACUGAGCUUUUCGAGUCUUUCAAGAGUUUUGAGGGUUUGUUCUACUUCCUCGGCUCGAUUGUGAACUUCAGCCAGGACUCAGAGGUUCAUUUCAAAUACAUCCAAGCUGCAUGCAAGACAGGCCAAAUCAAAGAGGUGGAGCGGAUCUGUCGCGAAAGCAACUGCUACGACCCUGAACGUGUCAAGAACUUCCUCAAGGAGGCUAAACUCACUGACCAGCUGCCUCUCAUCAUCGUGUGCGAUCGAUUCGACUUCGUCCAUGACCUAGUACUCUACUUGUACCGAAACAGCCUGCAGAAGUACAUUGAAAUCUACGUGCAGAAGGUAAACCCAAGUCGUCUGCCGGUGGUCAUUGGGGGUCUUCUGGAUGUUGACUGCUCUGAGGACGUCAUCAAGAACCUGAUCCUUGUUGUUCGGGGCCAGUUUUCAACAGAUGAGCUGGUAGCAGAGGUGGAGAAGAGAAACAGACUGAAGCUGUUGUUGCCUUGGCUCGAGUCUCGUAUCCACGAGGGCUGUGAAGAGCCAGCUACCCACAAUGCCCUGGCUAAGAUUUACAUCGACAGCAACAACAACCCAGAACGCUUCCUGCGGGAGAACCCAUACUAUGACAGCCGCGUGGUGGGGAAGUACUGUGAGAAAAGAGACCCUCAUCUGGCCUGUGUGGCAUAUGAGAGAGGACAGUGUGACCAGGAGCUCAUCCAUGUGUGCAAUGAGAACUCCCUGUUCAAGAGCUUGUCUCGUUAUCUGGUGCGCCGCAGAGACCCGGAUCUCUGGGCCAGUGUGCUUCUGGAGACCAACCCUUUCAGGAGGCCUCUUAUUGACCAGGUGGUGCAGACGGCCCUGUCAGAGACUCAGGACCCAGAGGAGGUGUCAGUCACAGUCAAGGCCUUCAUGACCGCUGACCUGCCCAAUGAACUCAUUGAACUGCUGGAAAAGAUUGUCCUGGACAACUCAGUUUUCAGUGAACACAGAAACCUGCAGAACCUGCUCAUCCUUACAGCCAUCAAAGCUGACCGCACACGCGUCAUGGAAUACAUCAACCGCCUGGACAAUUACGACGCCCCAGAUAUCGCUAACAUUGCCAUCAGCAGUGAGCUGUUCGAGGAGGCCUUUGCUAUCUUCAGAAAGUUUGAUGUCAACACCUCUGCAGUUCAGGUUCUGAUCGAACAUAUUGGUAAUUUGGAUCGGGCGUAUGAGUUUGCAGAGCGCUGUAAUGAACCUGCAGUGUGGAGCCAGCUGGCUAAGGCUCAGCUGCAGAAGGGUCUGGUCAAAGAAGCCAUUGACUCCUACAUCAAGGCUGAUGACCCCUCUGCUUACAUGGAGGUGGUUCAGGCUGCUGACCAGAGUGGUAACUGGGAGGACCUGGUGAAGUUUCUACAGAUGGCCAGAAAGAAGGCCAGAGAGUCAUAUGUGGAGACUGAGCUGAUAUUUGCACUGGCCAAAACCAACCGUCUCGCCGAACUGGAGGAGUUUAUAAAUGGGCCAAAUAAUGCACACAUACAGCAGGUUGGUGAUCGUUGCUAUGAUGAGAAGAUGUAUGAUGCAGCCAAGCUUCUCUACAAUAACGUCUCAAACUUUGGCCGCUUGGCUUCCACACUGGUUCACCUGGGCGAGUAUCAGGCCGCUGUGGAUGGUGCCCGAAAGGCUAAUAGCACCCGCACAUGGAAGGAGGUGUGCUUUGCAUGUGUGGAUGGAAAAGAGUUUAGACUGGCUCAGAUGUGUGGCCUUCACAUUGUGGUCCAUGCUGAUGAACUUGAAGAGCUCAUCAACUUCUAUCAGGACCAUGGGUACUUUGAGGAGCUGAUCACCAUGCUGGAGGCAGCACUGGGGUUGGAGCGUGCUCACAUGGGCAUGUUCACCGAGCUGGCCAUCCUGUAUUCUAAAUUUAAACCACAAAAAAUGAGGGAACACCUGGAACUCUUCUGGUCCAGAGUCAACAUUCCAAAGGUGCUUAGGGCAGCAGAGCAGGCUCACCUGUGGGCAGAACUUGUGUUUCUCUAUGACAAAUAUGAAGAGUUUGACAAUGCCAUCAUCACCAUGAUGAGCCAUCCCUCAGAUGCCUGGAAAGAAGGACAGUUCAAGGACAUCAUCACAAAGGUGGCCAAUGUGGAACUGUACUACAAAGCAAUCCAGUUUUAUCUGGAGUUCAAGCCCUUGUUACUAAACGAUCUGCUCAUAGUUCUUUCCCCAAGACUGGAUCACUCACGGGCCGUCAACUUCUUCAGCAAGGUUAAGCAGCUUCCUCUCGUGAAGCCUUACCUUCGAUCAGUACAAAACCACAACAACAAGUCUGUCAAUGAAGCACUUAACAACCUCUUCAUCUCAGAGGAAGAUUAUCAGGCACUCAGGACAUCUAUAGACGCAUACGAUAACUUCGACAACAUCUCGUUGGCUCAGCGUCUGGAGAAACACGAGCUGAUCGAGUUCAGGAGGAUCGCUGCUUACCUCUUCAAGGGCAACAACCGAUGGAAACAGAGCGUGGAGCUGUGCAAGAAAGACAAACUCUACAAGGAUGCUAUGCAGUAUGCGUCGGAAUCGAAGGACACUGAGCUGGCAGAGGAGCUUCUGCAGUGGUUCCUACAGGAAGACAAGAAAGAGUGUUUCGCCGCCUGCCUCUUCUCCUGCUACGACCUGCUCAGGCCUGACGUGGUUAUGGAGACGGCAUGGAGGCACAACAUCAUGGACUUUGCCAUGCCUUACUUCAUCCAGGUGAUGAGGGAAUACCUCAGCAAGGUGGAUAAGCUAGAGACCUCUGAGUCUUUAAGGAAAGAGGAGGAGCAGGCGACAGAGACUCAACCCAUUGUUUAUGGCACACCUCAGCUGAUGCUGACAGCAGGCCCCAGUGUGGCCGUCCCCCCACAGCAGCCCUACGGCUAUGGGUACACAGCAGCACCCGGGGGCUACCCCCAGGCUCCUCAGGCCCAGCCAGGUUUCGGUUAUGGCGUGUAAGGACAUGUCACUUCCGUUUUCUCCCUCUCCCUGCUGCCGCUUGGUUCGGUCCAGCAUCCUUACCUCUCCCGCAGUCCUCCACCUGUCCGACUCUACCACUUUUUGCUUAUAAAGGAUUUGAGCAAAUGUUUUACUUUUUACUUUUUUUUUUAUAUAUAUAUAUAUUGUUCUUGUUUUCUUUAUACCAUCAUGAAGGACUUUAUUACUAUAUUGUCAGAUUUCAUCAAGGAUUAUUUUUUUCACAUUCCAAAUAUCUACUAAAUUUAAUUUUGUCACUUUUAUCUGUCGAAUUAAGGGGAAUGGUGUGUGUACAAUGAGAAGACUUGUGGGAGAAGCAAGUCAGCUUAAUUAAAAAUACAAACAAUCUGAUUUGCACUCGAUGACAACCAAUGUAUCACUUAAUUUCGAUGUGUCAACAGUUGUUCAGUCUGUCUGCAUUUAACUGUUGUAUAUUCCAGGAAAGAAAAUAAAGGAAUGUUUGAAAGUGUAACUACCGCUUCCACAAACAAACACUAAUUCAUACCAGUAAUUCCAUGGGGGUGUGUAGCUCUCAAUAUAUAUAUAAAGUUUAUUUGAAAUUCAUUCAUGCAAUUUUUAUUUGUUCACCUAUGCAGGUUCUCCAGAUAAAUUGUCUUGUCAUUUUGUUAUCCAUAUGAAAGACAUACUUUCUGUUGUGUAGUAACCCGUGCUCAUUGUGUGGACCAUUUGAGGGGGGAUAAUAAUUAAAAUAUAUAUAUAUAUAUAUAGAUAGAUAUAUGCGGCUGUCCACACCUGUGUGUAUUUUACUAACCUUACCUCUCUGUGCUGCAGUGUGUGUGUGUAUGCUGAUUGUUGUGAUGUUUAGGUCACUGGAACCGAAGUGAGAAUAGAAAGCCAGUUUAUCCUGCCAGUUAUGUCCAAUUACUUAACUCAAUUGACCUUUUAUUUGAAAAGAGAAAUCAUGAAUGGAAAUUUGGUAAAAAAAAAAAUAAAAAAAAAGAACUUCCUGUGUGUCCUAUACUCUGAUUUGACUGAGUUCAGAUUGAUCAUACACGUACUGUAGUGAUCUGAUUGUGCUCAAAGAACAACCCCCCCCCCCCCCAAAUAAAUAAAGG